Molecule: messenger RNA, 4923 nt
Organism: Astyanax mexicanus (Mexican tetra)
Lineage: Eukaryota; Metazoa; Chordata; Actinopteri; Characiformes; Acestrorhamphidae
Gene: ssh2b
Product: slingshot protein phosphatase 2b
Exons: 14
Coding region: 347-3928 (1193 amino acids)
Biological process (GO): actin cytoskeleton organization; protein dephosphorylation; negative regulation of actin filament polymerization
Cellular component (GO): cytoplasm
Molecular function (GO): protein tyrosine/serine/threonine phosphatase activity; actin binding
Source: RefSeq, a predicted model, not a curated record
UCUGAGCGCCAAUAUGAAUAAGAAACGGAGGGAGUGACUAGUCUGUAUCACACCACGACAGAGAGAGUGUUUAUAAGCGUUUAUAGACGAAAUACGUUCGUUUGUUUGUUUAGUUAUCGGCCUUUCUGAAGAGCUCCGUCGUUUGUGUAUAAUAGCGGCUCAGCCUCAGUGAAUGCCGCAGUGAAUGAGGUGAUGAGCCCCUUGGCGCGGAGCGGAGCUGGGGACGCAGCCCGAGCAGGCGGUCUCAUCGCUGUGGAGACCUGAGGAAAUCUAUCUGCUAAUAAGGACUGUAGAGGAACUGAAGGAGAUCUGUGAGACCCGCGGUGUGUGUGUGUGUGUUUUCUCAAUGACUCGGGGCGGUGUAAGCUCGGCGACACGUCCAGCUUCGACCUGCCGGUUCGGAUCCAGAGCCAUGCCGUGCCUGCUCUCUCGCAACAGGAUCAACAGACUCAUCAGCGAGAGCUUCCUUACAGUGAAAGGUGCUGCACUCUUCCUCCCAAGAGGAAAUGGCUCCUCCUCUUCCUCAACCUGCUCGAGAGCCACAGUACAGCGCAGCAAACAUGCAGGGGAUCUUCAGCAGCACCUGCAGACCAUGUUCACACUGCUGCGGCCAGAGGAUAACAUCCGCCUGGCUGUGCGGUUGGAGAGUGUACACGCUCAGUGCACACGCUACAUGGUCGUAGUGUCCACAAAUGGGCGGCAGGACACUGAGGAGAGUGUGGUGCUAGGCAUGGACUUUAACCCCUCAGACAGUUCCUGUUCUAUAGGCUUGGUGCUUCCUCUGUGGAGUGACACGCUGAUUCAUUUAGAUGGAGAUGGUGGGUUCAGUGUGUCCACCGAUAACAGGAUCCAUGUUUUCAAACCUGUAUCUGUCCAGGCCAUGUGGUCUGCCCUGCAGUCCCUGCACAAGGCGUGUGAAGUGGCCCGCUGCCAUAAUUACUUCCCUGGCAGUCUGUUCCUCACCUGGGUCAGCUACUACCAGAGCCGAGUGUCCUCUGACCAGUCUCACAUCAACGAGUGGAAUGCCAUGCAGGACGUGCAGUCGCACAGGGCUGACUCACCUGUACUCUUCUCUGAUGUGCCAACAGAGCGAGAGAGAACAGAGCGACUGAUCAAGACUCGACUGAGAGAGAUCAUGAUGCAGAAAGAUCUGGAGAAUGUCACCUCAAAAGAGAUCCGCACAGAGCUGGAGAUACACAUGGUGUGUAACCUGCGAGAGUUUAAAGAGUACAUUGAUAAUGAGAUGAUAGUCAUUCUGGGUCAGAUGGACAGCCCCACUGAGAUCUUUGAACACGUAUACCUGGGUUCAGAGUGGAAUGCGUCUAAUCUAGAAGAGUUACAGAACAGCGGGGUACAGUACAUCCUCAAUGUGACCAGAGAGAUCGAUAACUUCUUUCCAGGUCUCUUUGAGUACCACAACAUCCGCGUAUAUGAUGAGGAGGCCACAGAUCUGCUGGCCUACUGGAACGACACCUACAAGUUCAUCUCCAGAGCCAAGAAAGCAGGGGCCAAGUGUCUGGUACACUGUAAGAUGGGCGUGAGCCGUUCAGCCUCCACUGUGAUCGCCUACGCCAUGAAGGAGUACGGCUGGGACCUGGAGCAGGCCUUCGAAUACGUCAAAGAGCGCCGGGCUGUUACCAAGCCUAACCCUUCAUUUAUGAGGCAGCUUGAGGAGUACCAGGGCAUCCUUUUGGCCAGCAAGCAACGGCACAACAAAUUGUGGCGUUCCCAUUCAGACAGCGAUCUGUCCGAGCACCACGAGCCUCUGGUUAAAACCCCUGCAGCACAAACGCUGGGCCGCUCCAACCCCCGCAACCAAAGUGGCACCCAGACCUCGCCCUCACUCCACGAGCUGCUCCAAGCACUUACGCCCACCUCCAGCUUUACUGCGGCAAAAGACCAGGAAGAAUCUGGAGAGCAAGAGGUCCCAUUUUCAAAUGGCUUGAGAGACUCUGAGGAAAGCCUAGCUACCGAGGACCCUCCUUUGCUCCCCAGACCCUGGGCAGCCACUGUGGUACCAGAGGUCCAGCCUGACGUUGCAGAAGCAGUCUCGGUGGGUGGCCCUCACCCACCCGCUUCCCUUCAUUACCUGGCCUCUUCCUCCAAAAUUCCCUCAGACACAGAGGCUGAACAGGGCUCCUGUGAACAGCCUGAGGCUUCCUCUCUCACUCCAGAGAAGAGCAGUGCACCCCAGGUGACCAGAACAGAGUCCGUUAGGAGUAAAACCCCAGAGCCAAGCAGGCAAGCCCCCGAUUCCUCCUCAGCAGCAGGGCUGCCCACAGAGGUGCCUCAACAUCACGGGCAAGAAUUUAGCCAGCAAGUGCCUGACACAGACGUAGACUGUGCAGGUCUAGGUCACACCAGCGAUGAUGACCACCAUCACCCCAGUGCCACAUUAGAGGAAGCAGAGCUCUCUACUUCGCUUCCGUCACCUCUAAGCACAGACCGCAUUGACUUCUUCAGUGCCAGAGAGAAAUUCCUUGGCCUCUCUCAGGAGGGGCAAACGGUGCAGCAGACACACAGAGACAAAAGUCCCAGCCAGGAGAACAAGCUGCUGCUUUCUGAGGAGCCUGUUAAAGGAGAAGAGGACCAAAAAAAGGAGAGCUGCAGUGUCUGCAGUGUUUAUGACGUGACCUCAGAGCUGGAGCACAGUGUAACUCCUCCCCCUCCUCCUACCAGCCAGCCUGUUUCCAGCAGCUUCCGGGAGGAGGAGGAGUUAAUCAAAAGCACAUCGGAAGGAGCUGAAACGGAGAAGGUAGAGCUUGAGGAGGCAGUGCAAAGCGAUUGGCCAAAGAGUACAGUGCGGCGAGCCACCAGGCAGCUAGAACAGAAGAUGAAGCAAGACCUAGAGGUUCCCUCGUCCACGCUUCAUUCAUGUGCUCUCGGGUGUCUUUCACAACGCUCCACUGCCAGCGCCAGCAGCAGAGAGAGAACUGAAGACACCACAUCUCAUACAGACCUCACUCCUGAUCCAAGCACUGUGUCAGCCCACCACCAUCAGCCUGAGAGCACUGUGGAGGAGAAGAUGGAGAGGGAGGAACCUUCUCCUGCAGAGGAGGGGAUGGGAAAAGGGGGCGAAAUAAGACUCAGGGAAGAAGAGUGUGAACACACUGGAUUUUCAGAGGAGCAUGUGAGCCUCUUGCACUCUAGGCAAAGCCAUUCCACUCCAUCCAGCUCAUCUCCGGCAGUGGUUCUCCAUCUAGAGGGAGUCACGGAGAAGGAGAGCAGCACUGACCGCCCUUCAGAACCUCGUCUGGCAGUGGACAUGAGGGAGACAUGGGAGACUUUGAAAGAGCUAGGAGCGUUCCUCUGCCAAGUGAGCAGGAGAUCAGACAGGAGGCUCAGCCAGCCGUGGGCUGGAAAAGAUCAGAGGAAGGGGCGGAGUGUUCGAGAGCGGGCCAAAGAGGUUGAGGCUAAGAUCCGCCAAGCCGGUCUGACACCGCCCUCCCUGAUAAAGCGCUCAGCUUCAUUAGCAAAGCUAGGUUCCCUGGAACUGUCCGCUAACGAUCUGAGCGAGCUGGAGCUGAGUCCUUCCUCUGUGUCCCCGCCCACCACAAUUAAGCCACGCCCCCACUCUUUUACAGAAGAUACCUCAAAAAAGAAGCGGGUUGUGCCCCGACGCACUCCCUCUCUACCUUCCCCCUGCAUGUCUUAUCCGUCUUCUACUGGAUCACACUCGGAUAAAACGUUAGAGGACCAAAGGACUGGAGAAGGAGGGGACAGUGACAGCGAUGAGGACCCCGUGCCACUUCCAGUCUCCCCAACGCACAAUCCGUGCUGGAGGCAAGGGAGAGCCCCGGACCCUUUGUACGCUCCUGCGGCGACCCCCGCGUUGAUAUCUGUGGCAACCCGGCAACAGUAUGGGAGAACACACCCACUGAGGAGGCUGAAAAAACGAACCUUGAACUGCCCUUACCACACCAUGUGACCCAGGCUCUGUCUGUGUGCUUGUUUGUGUGUGUGCGUUUUACAAUGUAAUUUUAUCCACACAUACCUCAAUGGGCCUUACAAAACCGGAAAUCAAAAAAGAAAAAACAGCAGGGUAGGUUUGUAGCCUAUCGAACAUAUAAUUUAGAGUCAGAAAGAAAACAGAGAUCAGAGACGUUUUUGGUAUUGAGCUCACACGUGACGGGGUUGAUGGGCAGGUUUUAACCCGGACCCGUCGUCGGAGAAAUAGCUAAAUAGCUGCUCUGUAAAAACAAUGAAGUGCUAUGACUGAUCCUUUCUUUUUGCACAGCGUCUGUCAACUGGUUUAUUACACAGUGAUAAACUUGCAAUUAUCCGUCAGUCUGUGAUCUUGUACUGCAGAGUGCUCUUGCUGAACUGAAAUCUCUCCAUGCUCUGGGGACUUUUGUUUGUGUAUGUAUGUGUGUGUGUAGGUAUGGGUGUGAGGCAGAGUGAGACUGGUGCGUACAUGUAAAAUACAUUCUGUUGUGAAUGUAAAUGUAAUUGAGUGUAAAGUUAUUCUGGGUGUCUGAUUAGUGUGCAUGUUGGUCAGUUUGAGAAUGAGAUAAAUUGUGUACUUAGAAUGUAGAUAUAUGGGGCCUAGUGGAUGUAUGUAUGUAUAGCCUACUUUUUAUGGACAUGUAUGUAUGACUAUACUUUAAAGUGAGUGUGUGCACCUUUUCUUUCUGUUCACUUCUUAAGUGCAGUUUCUCCCAUCUGGGUUUUUGUUUAGUCCAGUAAACAAGUACCAGAGGGGAGUUUUUAAAUAUGCACUUUACCUUUUUUAUUAUGUUUUACAUCGUUUUUUUAAUCUGUGGUUUGUACUCUGGAAGCAUGCUUGCUGAGUGUGUACUGAGGGUCGCCUGUAUGGUUGAAUACAGUGCAAUUUUAUUUCCUGUUCCUUGUAAGACUGGAAACGUAAAUGUUUUCUUUUUAUUCUGUGCUUAAACUGUGACCAUUAAAGAAAAUUUAUGCAAA